GCCUUGAUCUGCAGCAGAGAAAUAUAUUCAUUAGCGAAUCGUCUCCGGAAGUGCUGCGCGAUGUACUGGGUCCUCCUCCAUCGGUCCAAGUGAGAGAUUUUGGUGGCGGUCAUCUGUGGGUGUGGUACAGACAAAAGUGAACGUCCAAUUAGGAAAUGUGAGGGAGUGCGAGCUGAGAAGUCGGUAGGGUCCGAAGAAAGGAAAAUAAGCAGUUAGUGACAUGGGACGCAACAAAGAGCCCGAGCAGCAGGUCAGCAACCCAGUGGAGUCGAAGAAGUAUCGAGAUGAGUCCGUGGGCCACUUCCAGAACGGAUACUACGAACGUGCGCUGAUAGCUCUUGAUAAGGCAGUAGAACUCGCUCCCGAGGAAAAAGCUGCAUACGUGUCGCGCAGCAAAUGCUAUUUGCUGUUGGGCGAACCUCGACAGGCGCUGGCCGACGCCGAAACAGCGCUUGGCUUGGACCCUAAGCACGCCAAAGCACUGCUUCAGAAGGCUGAAGCACUUUACUACUGCGGCGAGUUCGAGAUGAGCCUCGUAUUCUAUCACAGAGGACUGCGCGCGAGACCUGACCUCAUAGAAUUCAGGCUAGGAGUGCAGAAAGCCCAGGAGGCAAUAGAAAACACCAUUGGUGAAAAACCCGUCAAGAAACCAGCACCGAAACGCAGGUCUUCUUCAAAGUCCCAAAAGCCGGUUUUGGGUCAGCUGAUGUCUGACAAGUUGUAUCUGGAGAAUUUGCUGAAGAACCCUGAUUUAGCCAUCGCAGACAAGAAGAAUGAUAUUGUGACCAAGCAAGCUGAAGAAGCGAUCAGAUUUUUGGAAAACAGGGAGGAGUUCUGGAGACAGCAGCAAUCGUAGAUCUCGUUGUUUAGGUACUUAUCUAAAAACACCGCCCAAUAAUGUUUUUAACUGAGGCAAUUUGAAAAACAUUCAAUAAAUUAUCAACUCGAAUCAACGACUGUAAAAACUGCAUCAAAAUCCGUUGUCGUUCAGGAGUUGGCGACGGAAAUACACAGAUGUGAAAAGUGACUUUAUUUCACACUAUGUAAUGACUGUUUUUCUCAAUUCUAGUCGAGUACAGUGAGAAUCAAGUUAACGUCUGUUAUGUAGCAUCAAAUACAACUUUAAGCAGUUUUUGGUCUGUAAAAUCCUGCGAGUUUGCGUUUACUGCGCUGUGACUAUUUUAUGUUAUAAGUGUGACUAACAAUCAUAUGGUCCGCCCGCCUUAUCGGUUCUUCUCAGUACAAGGUCU
Chilo suppressalis (striped riceborer) is the source of this 1250-nucleotide messenger RNA. Lineage: Eukaryota; Metazoa; Arthropoda; Insecta; Lepidoptera; Crambidae. The record is from the annotation of a GenBank genome assembly.